Messenger RNA from Coccidioides immitis RS, 702 nucleotides. RefSeq lists its product as uncharacterized. NCBI's taxonomy places the organism in Eukaryota, Fungi, Ascomycota, Eurotiomycetes, Onygenales, Onygenaceae. The record is from RefSeq and is a predicted model, not a curated record. The transcript has 3 exons. Bases 1 to 702 code for a protein of 233 amino acids.
AUGAACGGAGUGCUCCGUAAUAAUAUAUGUAUGUAUGGGAUAAAAAUCUUCGCGAUGCAAUCCUUCCAAGCGCGCGGCGAAGCUGAUAAGGUUUCCUCGCUUUUAGGGCUGGCGCCGAGGCGGUGUGAUUGGCCGGAUUGUGGGCUUGUGCCGGGCGAGGUGGCUUGUGAGUCGCCAGCGAGGAGAAGAACGCCGCUCCAGGUAAUAUCGCGAUGGAGUCACGGUGGGGACGGCGAGGAAGAGCAGCGCUGCUGGUGGUGCCGGGCGGUCGCUGGCUGGCUGCUCGUGAGUCCAUCAAAUCACUCGAUCGAUCGAUCAAAGUGUCAAAUGGCCUUUGAGCGUCGUGUCUUGGAUUGGGAUGGAGCCGUGGUAAUAAUAGGUAACAGGUGGAUGUGUGUAGUUAGUUACAAGCUGUACGGAGUAUGGAGGCUAGCAGAUCGUUUGCGCACUGCCAAACAGGCCAUUAUUAAUCGCAAGCAGCACAAAGCUCCGCCGGGCGAAACGAAGCCGGUCGCCGUCGAGCUGGGCUGGAAAACAACCCCCCCCCCUCCCCGGGAGUGGCUUCACAUGAAGUCUGGUUGCUGGUUGCUGGUUGGGAGUGCCGGGAGCAAAAAAGCAGCAGCGGCAUCCACACCCCAAGCCGCCCACGGCAAAACAGCGCCAAGCCGCCAGGUCAUUGACCAGCAAGCAGAUCCGCUUUAA